AUGGGAAGUAUGGGGAGCUUUGCGCAAAGUCUUGGGGGUUCCCAACCGGCCACGCCGUUAGACAUGUCUGAAUUCCCUAGCCUCUCCAACGCGCCGCAGCAAUCACAAUCUCAGAACCCCGGACAGCUCGUGUGGGCAAACGCAAGCCAACGAGCUGCACAGCACACUCCUGUUCAGAGACAACAGCCUCCUACGUCGCAAACCCCUUCUCGAGCCUCUCAGACGCCAUCACACUCUGCGCAACAACCGUCUCAACCUCCUCAUGACGACAUGUUCCCCUCGGGGAGUCAGUUUGCCAAUCGACUGGACGAUUUCAGGAACGGUGGACAAGGCAUCAGUAGCCAACUAGGGGCAGGGAGUCAACCCCAGCCAGGCAACAUUGAGGAGUUCCCUCCUUUGGGUCGCAAUGUUCCCGCCGAGCUCGGGCAGGACCGCCGAACCUCUCUGAUGCAGAAUGCGGCUUUCGGGAGCUACAAUACCAGUAUCGGAACAUCGCGAUCCCCUGUGCACCAGGGACCUAAUGGCGUGUUGGGGCAGGAGAAAGAAGACUUGACCAACACCCUCAUGUCGGGUCAACGCAACUUCAGCGAUCCGCAACAACAAUUGCAGCAACGGCAGCAACAAUCCACCGAGGGCCAGGAGGUUUCGGGCGGCGCUCAAAGUGCUGAGCAGCCGCCUCUCGCACAGAUGAAUGAACUCGAUCGGUUCGGGCUGGCCGGCCUCCUGCGCAUGAUUCACAGCGAGAGCCCCGAUGUGGCCAGUCUGGCUGUUGGUCAAGAUCUGAUGACACUUGGUUUGGACUUGAACCAGCCCGAGCCUCUGCACACCUCGUUUGCCUCACCGUUCGUAUCCUCCAUGUCCGCUGUACCCCUGGAGCAGGAUUUCUCCCUGCCAUCUUGCUACAAUGUCGCCAACAUCCAGCCCCUCCAAUCUCGAAUCCCCGGUUUCAGCGACGAGACGCUCUUCUACAUCUUCUACAGCAUGCCUCGCGAUAUAAUGCAAGAGCUAGUCGCAGAGGAGUUGAUGGGUCGCAAAUGGCGUUACCACAAGCUGGAGCGCUGCUGGUUGACCCGUGAUGACACAUAUCCGGGUCCGGUCGAUGUGGAGCGUGGUGUGAGUGAGCGCGGCGUAUAUCUCCUUUGGGACCCUGCCAGCUGGAAGAAAGUUCGACGUGAAUUUAUUCUGCGAUACGAAGAUCUGGACAACCGGCUCGACGCCAACCGGAGCAUGGGCCGUCCAGUGGGUCCUACACACACUUCAUGA
Molecule: messenger RNA, 1263 nt
Organism: Penicillium maclennaniae
Lineage: Eukaryota; Fungi; Ascomycota; Eurotiomycetes; Eurotiales; Aspergillaceae
Product: NOT2/NOT3/NOT5 family protein
Exons: 6
Coding region: 1-1263 (420 amino acids)
Biological process (GO): nuclear-transcribed mRNA poly(A) tail shortening; regulation of DNA-templated transcription
Cellular component (GO): P-body; CCR4-NOT core complex
Source: RefSeq, a predicted model, not a curated record